AUGAUAGAUGACCAGGCGAUGCAAGAACGCCCAAAAAAGAAAAAGCGUGGUCCUUAUACCAAAACAACGGACCAAGCGUUUGCUGCCAGCGUCAGCAAUGUGAUUCGUCGUGGCUAUCGCACGGAGCAGGCAGCUGACGCUGGCAAUAUCAGGUCAUCAACGCUUCGCUCAGCUUUGAAGCGUUACCGCUUGAGAGGUACAGCAAAGCCUCUUAAGCGGGGUAGAAAGCCACGUGGUGCUUUCAAUGACGAGUUGGUCUACUUCCUUUUUGGUUAUGUGGAUCAACAUCCUUUUGCCACCGUGGAGGAUGUUUUGGAUGAGGUCGCUGCAGAUCCAGUGGUGCAUGAGUUUAAGCCAUCUGUCGUAUUUCAAGUACCAAUACCAUCAUCAAGUACAAGGUGA
Messenger RNA from Lichtheimia ornata, 402 nucleotides. RefSeq lists its product as uncharacterized. Bases 1 to 402 code for a protein of 133 amino acids. The record is from RefSeq and is a predicted model, not a curated record. NCBI's taxonomy places the organism in Eukaryota, Fungi, Mucoromycota, Mucoromycetes, Mucorales, Lichtheimiaceae. The transcript has a single exon.